UUCAAUAUUAAAUUAAGCACCCACCUGCUUUCACAAUGAUUAUAUUUAUAAACAUUUGGAUCAGCAUUGGAAUCGGCCUACUGCCGUUUGUCCAGUCAGCUGCUAUAAGCGAGUGUCCUUCCCGCAGUGUAACACAGGUGCGGCGAGAAGUGGAAGCGGCGGGCGAAGUUUCGUUGCUGUUUUACUACGUGUCGUGGUCGAGCGAUGCCAGACAGGCUCGUUUGGUGUACGAUGGCGUGGCUCAUUACUACAAGGAUUUCGCGUCCUUUGGCGCCAUCGAUUGCUGGCAUCUGCAGUGCAACUGCACCCGCACUCAUCGACAACUGCCCGGGAUGGCGGUUAACGGUGGCUAUCCGGAUAAGUGGCCCACUCUAAUGGUGAACUAUGGACGCCACCUAAGACUACAGUAUCAGGGAGCAUGGCAUUUUGAGGAUCUCACACGGUUCAUGAACAAUCUCAUACAGCCCAUUGACCGGGUGCACAGUACUGCGGAGCUGGGUGCCCUUUGGAAGUUGUCAGAUGCCGUUGUUCUGGCAUUGUUGGACUCUGCAGAUGGUUUAGCCUAUAAGCGGUUCGUUGCAACCGCGCUACAUUGGUUGGAAUUCGAUCCGGAGCGUAAUGUACGCUUUGCGGUCACAUUUGGACCCAGUGCGAAGCAGAUGUUCAAAGUGCAGCAUGUCUCACUUCCCCAAUUGGUGGUCAUAGACAGUCGCCAUGGCCUGCACAGCUACAACGAGUCGAACAGCUGGCAUCCCAUGGAUAUUUUGCAUUGGCUGCGACCCAAGGUCAAUCCCCUGAUGGCGGCUGGCUAUGGAACACCCGUGAAAAUCGCCCUAAAGGCACGACAUAUGCCUGUCCUGGCCAUGGGAAUUCGGAUGCACCAGCAUCAGUCGGCAAUGCCUCUGGUUAUAAGCGAUGAACUGUCACGCAAAGAGAAUGCCGACUGUGAGGAUUACUGGCAACAGGAUGUGCAGGAUGGCAGGGGAACACAUGAAUGGUCACUCAUGCAAGUACCACCGGAACUGUACGGAGGUGUGAAGACACCGGAUGAGUUGAAUAAACACUGCUAUCUCCCAAUAAAAGUGAAUACAGUGACGUUGGCCAAUUAUUAUCGCUACAAUGGUUACCUGAAUUAUCUGUGGUCUCACUACACUUACGGGAGUCAUGUGAAGACGGAGUCCAGCAAACUGUUGGCACUGCACACCCGGUAUCGUUGUUUGGCACACACACAUGCCCAACAUGGCACACCGGCACUGAAGAUUGGCAUUGCCAAACUGGUCACUAAGUACAGCCAGUUGAUGUGGCAGCAUUCGGCGGAGCAACCCUCUCAGAACCGUUCACUGGCUGUUGUGCUAUUUGAUGCUUCCAAAUACCGGGAUUUUCUGCACCAACUGGGCAUCGAUCACAGUCAUAGCCAUGGCCAUAAGAGAGACACAUCUGCAGUACAGGUUUUCAUUGUGGAUGCAGCGGCAGAGGCAAUCCACGUCAUGUCACAGCAACAGCCGUUCUCCUACCGCGGAUUAAAGGAAUUCAUCAAGCAGUUCUAUGCCCGCCAAUUGCCUCGAAUGCAAAAGAAUUCAAUGCUCUCCACAGCUCUUCUUCCUCAAGAUGCAUCCUAUGUACACAGCUACAAUCGUCAGUUGCUCCUACAGGCAUUGCAACGUUACAAUGCCACCAAUGUUGUGUUCAUGUAUCGACCGGAUUGUGCACUCUCCGCCGUAAUGUCACAGGCACUGAUGCAGGUGGCAGCUUUACUCCGAAGUUCCGAUCUGCAUUUUAUGCGCUUCGAUAGUCGGGCCAACGAUUUGCCCUGGGAGCUUUCAAUGCCGGCUACUCCAGCCCUACUCGUAUUUCCUCAAUCCCGGCCAACAGAGUCUGUGGUAUUUCCUAUUGAUGUUCGAGCGGACACUGCAAAUAUAAUGUCCUUUAUACUUGCCCAGUUGGAGCCGGAACAGCAGCUGCGCCUCGUUUUAUCCAGCUGUCGACGGCGGAUGCAACAUGCUCGCAGUUGCUUGGACUUUGCCGGAAAAUUGGUACUCCAACACGUCAGCCAAUAUUUGAAAUACUGGGAAGUCUUUGUAAAGGAGCGCGAUUCAAUAUUGUCGCAGCUCAAGCAAUUUAAUGAGAUGCACUUGGCCAUCGAAAGUAGCAUUAAAUUAUAGUUUUUUUGUAAAGCAAUCUUACUAAAAUAUUGACUAUUAGUUAGUUAGCUUGUAAAACAUGUUCGGUAAAUUUUUACCAAUAGCUCAUUUAACUGAUAUAAAAUUAUUUAAGCCAAAAUUAAUUUAUCUAAUUGUUGAUCGAUAAUAAGUGUAGAUUAAGCUAUUAGAAAAUUCUCAAAGUAACGUAAUUUCUGAUGGUUGUUUGA
This is a messenger RNA of Drosophila innubila, 2368 nucleotides long. RefSeq lists its product as uncharacterized. The record is from RefSeq and is a predicted model, not a curated record. Bases 36 to 2162 code for a protein of 708 amino acids. Lineage: Eukaryota; Metazoa; Arthropoda; Insecta; Diptera; Drosophilidae. The transcript has a single exon.